AUUGGCGGGGCGCGGGCGCCGGCCCCGCCCCCCUGGCCGCGGCUGCGGGAGAGGCCCGGCCCGGAGUUUGCGGAGGGCCGAGCGGGGCGCGCGCAGGGUGGCGGCGGCGGCGCAGGUUGUAUUCGUGAUCUCUUUGGACUCCCAUGAGCACCUUGAGAAACAGGAAUUCUGCCCAUUUUUUCGGAUGAGAAAACUGAGGCCCCAUCACAUGAAGUGACUUGCCCACGGCCACACAGCUGGAUCAUUCUGGCUGCCGUGUUGACCGGAGACCGUGGAGGGUGAGGGCAGAAGCCGGGAGACUCGGAGGAGGCAACCGCACUAGUGUAGGUGAGAGAUGUGUGCCCCCUGCUUCUCACCGCUCAUGCCGCUGGGACUGGGGCGGCGGAAAAAGGCGCCGCCUCUGGUGGAGAAUGAGGAGGCCGAGCCAGGCCGUGGGGGGCUGGGCGUGGGGGAGCCGGGGCCCCUGGGUGGGGGUGGGGCGGGGGGGCCCCAAAUGGGGUUGCCCCCGCCUCCCCCGGCCCUGCGGCCCCGCCUCGUGUUCCACACCCAGCUGGCCCACGGCAGUCCCACUGGCCGCAUCGAGGGUUUCACCAACGUCAAGGAGCUGUAUGGCAAGAUCGCCGAGGCCUUCCGGCUGCCGGCUGCCGAGGUGAUGUUCUGUACCCUCAACACCCACAAAGUGGACAUGGACAAACUCUUGGGGGGCCAGAUCGGGCUGGAGGACUUCAUCUUCGCCCACAUCAAGGGGCAGCGCAAGGAGGUAGAGGUGUUCAAGUCCGAGGAGGCGCUGGGACUCACCAUUACCGACAACGGGGCCGGCUAUGCCUUCAUCAAGCGCAUUAAGGAGGGAAGCGUGAUCGACCACAUCCAGCUCAUCAGCGUGGGGGACAUGAUCGAGGCCAUCAACGGGCAGAGCCUGCUGGGCUGCCGCCACUACGAGGUGGCCCGUCUGCUCAAGGAGUUACCCCGAGGCCGCACCUUCACGCUGAAGCUCACAGAGCCCCGCAAAGCUUUUGACAUGAUCAGCGUACGCUCAGGGGGUGGCCGCCCUGGCUCUGGCCCCCAGCUGGGCACUGGCCGAGGGACCCUCCGGCUCAGAUCCCGCGGCCCCGCCACAGUAGAGGAUGUGCCCUCAGCCUUUGAGGAGAAGGCCAUUGAGAAGGUAGAUGACCUUCUGGAGAGUUACAUGGGCAUCCGGGACACGGAGUUGGCGGCCACCAUGGUGGAGCUCGGAAAGGACAAGAGGAACCCGGAUGAGCUGGCGGAGGCCCUGGACGAACGGCUUGGUGACUUUGCCUUCCCUGAUGAGUUUGUCUUUGACGUCUGGGGUGCCAUUGGGGAUGCCAAGGUCGGCCGCUUCUAGGCCUCCCUCCAGACCUCUCAGUGACCUGGCUCCGCUUGGUGGGAGCCCCCUAUGGGAGGGACACCGUGGCCCGGACCCCAGCAUCCGGCUUGGACCUGGCUCAGCAGCCCGAGGAUGAUGCAGAGUGGAGGUGGGGCCAGGCCCCUGCCCUACUCCAAUCGGUACCACCCCUCCCCAGCUCCCGCCCUGGGUGGGGUCCCCGGUCCCCCCUUGCCCUGUUCCCCACCUACCUCAGCCGGGCCGGGCGCGGGGAGGGACCAGCCAGAUUGGGCGUCCACCCCCGCCCGCAACACUUUCCGCAUCAGCUGCCAAACCGGUCCCUCUGUCUCCCUGGGGCCUGUUUUGGGGGUCGUGACCUCCCUAGUUUCCUGCUGCAGGGAAUGCAGAAGGGGGGCAUCCCCCCUCAGCAAAUGCAAUAACGCCCUCCCCCUCCGCGCCCCCCCCCCAGAGGAACCCCCUCGCUGUGGAGUCUGUUACCUCUGCAUUUGAAAUACUAGUCUGCUGUGAACCCCCCCAACCUCCCUCCCUCCCCUGCCCCCUGUGUCUCCCUCAGCCCAGCCCCGGACAGAAGGGGCAGGAGGGAGGAUAGCGGUGGGCUUUUGUAUCUGAAUUUGCUGUCUUGAACAUAAAGAAUCUAUCUGCCGUUG
Molecule: messenger RNA, 2010 nt
Organism: Neofelis nebulosa (Clouded leopard)
Lineage: Eukaryota; Metazoa; Chordata; Mammalia; Carnivora; Felidae
Gene: GIPC1
Product: GIPC PDZ domain containing family member 1
Exons: 9
Coding region: 335-1363 (342 amino acids)
Molecular function (GO): protein binding
Source: RefSeq, a predicted model, not a curated record